AUGGACGGGCCAAGGCAAAACGAACGAUAUGGACAGGCAGGAUCGUACACUUCGUGGAAUGCGAACCCUCCUGCCAACGCACGUAGGGCGCCAGUGUACAAUCACCCCGCGCAGGGUGGCCAAUGGCCACACCAGGCCCUGAGCACGAGUGCAGCUCAGUCUCAGGCUUCAUACAACCCGAGUUCGGCGGCCUAUCAACCGCAAAGCCAGGCCGCCAUGCAAUCGUUCAACCAGCCGAUGCCCUCGAUCGAACCACAAUCGUACGGCGGUUUCAAUGGCAUGCAGAACCCAAUGAUGGAUCCGAACCUCUUCCAAAUGCCGAUGAAUGUGCCUUGGAUGCCAGGCUUUGAUAGCACGCAGCCGAUGCCGUUCCCAUUCCUUCCAUUCAAUGCCCAAUUCCCUCAGCAAAAUGUCCGGGGAAUGAGUACGAUGAGUGGAGUGGGCCAUAGAUUUGCGCCAAAUCUACCACACCAGCCCCGAAGAGCAAGAUCAAAAACACCGAAACUCGAGGUUCCAGCUGCAACAUUACAAUAUCUUAACCAAGCAUCAUUAAAACCAGAAGAAGUGCCAUCAAAACGACCGCUGCUUAUCAUUCUCGAUUUGAAUGGCACCCUAAUCCAUCGCAAGGUCCGCAAAUUCCCGCCGAAAUUCACCAAACGCGCUGGCCUAGAUUAUUUCCUCGCAGCCCUGGUCAAAAACUAUAAAGUCAUGGUCUGGUCGAGUUCGCAGCCACCAACGGUCUACGCAGUUUGCGAUCAGCUCUUCCCGGGCGCCAUGCACGAUGAACUCGUUGCCCUCUGGGGCCGUGACAAGUUCGGUCUCACAGAUCGCCAAUACAAUAAUAAAAUCCAGGUCUACAAGGAGCUCCACAAGGUGUGGGCGGAUCCCAACAUCCAAGGCGCAUUCCCAGGAAAUGAGGAACUGAAAACCAAUCCCGUGACAUCAACCGAGAAGGCAGCAAACGAAGCGGCCAGGAAUCGUGCCCUGAGAUCCAACGUGCAGAAAGCGGCGAAGCUUCCGGCCGGUCAACGCUGGGACCAAACGAACACCAUCUUGAUUGACGAUAGCAAGCUUAAAGCGCUCAGCGAGCCAUUUAAUAUCCUCGAAAUCCCUGAGUUCACCGAUAACCCCGAAGGUGACGAGUCAAAAAUCUUCGCCAAAGUCCUCCACUGCCUGGACAUCUGCUCCCGCCACGACGACGCCAGCAAAGUCCUGCGCAGCUGGAACGAGCGCGUCGAAAACGGCGAAGGCAGCAUCCUCGACCUCGACCUCGGCUUCGAUGAUAUCUCCGUGGAUAACGAAGAAGGCGGAAUAAGCCUCUUUCCAGAGCAACUGAACAAUACCGACACUGUAACCGGCGAACCCGGCAUCUCCACACCAGCCAAUGGUCAAACGAAAAAAGGCAAAGCGAAAAGCAAUGCUCCAAAAGCAUUGACGGAAGAACAAAAAGCCGCCAACAAGAAAGCCAAGAACGACCGCAAAAAAGCCAAAAAGGCAGCCGGCAAGGCCGAAAAAGCAGCUGCGAAUGCCGAAAAGGCCGCCGCUGUAGCACGAAGAGCCGAGGCUGAGAACAACCCUGCACUCCCAGAACUAGGGAUUCAAGUCCCGCAGGAAGUCCCUCAGGUUGAUGGACCAGCCGAUCACCCACGACAAGACAGCAAACACCGGGGAGGAGCGUCGUGGAAACAGAAGAUGCAAAAAGAAGAUGCUGCUGCUGCUAAGUUGGCCAAAGCCCAGGAGCAUUUCGAGGAAACUCAGGCGAGAUUAGCGCGCGGGGGGGAACUCUCGUCACGGUUUGAUUUCCAACGGAACCGGGUGGCUUUUGAAACCCCCGAGAAUCCGACUAGGGUUGUUGCUGGGCCUGUGGGUGAACGUGCGGGAUCGCAAUCGCAGACUCUGUCAAGACCGGACGAUGGAGCUGAUGCGGUGCGCGGAGACCAGCGCUCUCCGUCGCCUGCUUCAGUCGCUUCUCAUAAUUCGAUGCUGGAUAGGCUUGAGGAGGGUCUUGGGCUGAGGAAAUAG
Molecule: messenger RNA, 2022 nt
Organism: Penicillium soppii
Lineage: Eukaryota; Fungi; Ascomycota; Eurotiomycetes; Eurotiales; Aspergillaceae
Product: NIF domain protein
Exons: 1
Coding region: 1-2022 (673 amino acids)
Molecular function (GO): phosphoprotein phosphatase activity
Source: RefSeq, a predicted model, not a curated record